Notechis scutatus (mainland tiger snake) is the source of this 1014-nucleotide messenger RNA. The record is from RefSeq and is a predicted model, not a curated record. NCBI's taxonomy places the organism in Eukaryota, Metazoa, Chordata, Lepidosauria, Squamata, Elapidae.
AUGAAGGUAUGGAGCCGCCUCCCGUCACGGCCGCCGCCGCCGCUGCUGCCGCCGGCGGCGGCCCCGAGCGCCUCUUCGACUCCCACCUACCUCUUCGACUCCCACCGGCUGCCGAGCGAUGGGCCGCUGCCGGUGCUGCUGGCGCUGCUGCUCUAUGUGCCGGUGGGGCUGUGCCUGCUGCUGGUGCGGCUCUUUGUGGGGCUGCACAUCUUCCUGGUCAGCUGUGCGCUCCCGGACGGCGCCCCGUGCAGGUUCCUGGUGCAUGCCAUGUGCUCCGUGCUGGGGCCUCUUCGUGUGGCAGAGGGCCGCGCAGCGCCCGCAUCCUGGUGGGCCAACCACGUCACGCCCUUCGACCACAACGUCCUGGGCCUGCUGGCCUCCUGCAGCGCGCCCAUGCUGAACGGCGCCACCGGCUUCCUCUGCUGGUCCCGCUUCUUCCUGGAGGUGGCCGGCGCCGAGAGCCGCGCGGAGCUGCUGGAGUCGCUGAAGGGCUACUGCUUGCAGGGCGGCAAUCCGCCGCUGCUGCUCUUCCCCGAGGAGGAGACCACCAACGGCCGGGUGGGCCUGCUGCGUUUCAGCUCCUGGCCCUUCUCCAUCAUGGACGCGGUGCAGCCAUUGGCUCUGCAGGUCUGGAGGCCCUUCGUGGCUAUGAGCGUGGCUGGCGCUUCCUGGUUCACUGAGCUGCUUUGGACUUUUUUCGUUCCUUUCACCGUUUAUCAAGUAAAGUGGCUUCCCUAUGUGUACAGAGAAGCCGAGGAGACCCAGGAAGAGUUUGCCCUGCGAGUUCAAGAGCUUCUAGCUCUGGAGUUGGGCGUGGUGUCUACGUGCCUCACAGCCGCUGACAAAUUGUCUCUCUGCCCCCCCUUUCCAAUCAACCCCCUAGCUCAGCGGUCCCCCACAUUUGGCUCAUCUCCCUUCACGCAAGCCACAGCUAAACUCGCACGCUGCUCGCCCAAAUGGAACUUGCCUGCCAUCUCUGCAGCUUGGUUCCAAACAGGCGACUGUCAGUACUGA